Messenger RNA from Fonsecaea multimorphosa CBS 102226, 1014 nucleotides. RefSeq lists its product as uncharacterized. The transcript is spliced from 2 exons. Lineage: Eukaryota; Fungi; Ascomycota; Eurotiomycetes; Chaetothyriales; Herpotrichiellaceae. The record is from RefSeq and is a predicted model, not a curated record. Gene Ontology annotation, molecular function: oxoglutarate:malate antiporter activity. The coding region runs from base 1 to 1014 and encodes 337 amino acids. Gene Ontology annotation, biological process: transmembrane transport.
AUGUCUAGCGGCACUGCCAACCGGAUCAAGGAUGGCGCUCGAUCAGCCGCCACGAAGGUCGAAGAAGCAGCGAGCGAGGCAGUGAACAACCCUGUCCAAGCCAAAAAUGACUUCCUCCAUCUUCCUGUCGUGCGCGCCGCUCUCCCCUUUGUCAAUGGAGGUCUUGCAGGCAUGUUUGCAACUGCGUGCAUUCAACCCAUAGACAUGGUCAAAGUGCGCCUACAGCUGGCGGGCGAGGGUGUGAAGACAGGUCCCAAGCCCACGGCUCUGGGGGUCACAAGAGACAUCAUUGCUCAAGGGAAGGUGCUGGACCUUUACAAUGGUCUCUCGGCGGGUCUGUUGAGACAAGCAGUCUAUACCACCGCAAGACUAGGGUUCUUCGACACCUUCCAGAACACGCUGCAGGCACGGGCUGAGAAGAACGGCACAAAGGUCACAUUCGCGGAGCGAGGCGCGGCCGGCCUUGCAGCCGGUGGUCUGGCUGCCAUGGUUGGCAACCCUGCUGAUUUGGCACUCAUUCGAAUGCAAUCUGAUGGGCUGAAACCCAAAGAAGCCCGCGCAAACUAUAGAUCAGUAUUUGACGCCUUAACUCGCAUUGCCAAAGCCGAAGGCGUCACGGCUCUCUGGGCCGGAGCCUAUCCCACUGUCAUCCGCGCCAUGGCUCUCAACUUUGGUCAACUCACAUUCUUCGCCGAAUCCAAGACUCAGCUCAAGCAUUACUUCCCCGACAUCUCAGAGUCCACGAACCGCUUCGGCGCAUCCGCGAUUGCUGGGUUUUUCGCCUCCUUCUUCAGCUUGCCGUUUGAUUUUGUCAAGACGCGGUUGCAGAAACAACAGAAAGGCCCUGAUGGCAAGCUCCCGUACGCUGGCUUCUUCGACUGUGCCAGGAAAGUUGUUCGUGAUGAAGGUUGGCUCAGAUUUUACCGUGGAUUCGGCACCUACUAUGUCAGAAUCGCACCACAUGCAAUGAUCACCCUGAUCGUUGCCGACUACCUGAAAUUGAUCACGGCCUGA